AUGUUUUCCAGAACCAGUACUAGCGUUCUCAGAACCAGCAUAUCGUCUUGCCUAGGCAAGCCUUUCUGUGUUGCGCAAAGGGCCAACUACAUUGUGCCUUCCAAGAAAAGACGCACCAUUCCAGUGUACGAACCACUUGCAACCGCUCAUGGGGAAAAGAGUGGCCAACUUAUGGACACAGUUCGUGGAGAUCUUUACCAGAAAUUUGAUCCUAGCGGAUGGCGUCGUGAGUUGUUGAACCAUACCAAUAAAGAAUGUUUGCGUGCUGGGGAUAUUGUCAGAGUUAUUUUCAAGGAUAGCUUGAAGAACCCAUCAUACGUCGGAUACCUCAUGGCGAUCGAUCGUAAUGGACCUGAUUCGACGAUAUUGUUGAGAAGUAAAGUGUCGCAAGUUGGUGUUGAAAGAAGAUUCAGUAUUUACAACCCAUUCAUUGAAAGAAUCGACAGAGUUAGAAAGCCAUAUAAGUACAACCAAAGAAACAGACAUUAUUACAUCAAGGGUUCCAAGAGAGAUGCCAGCGACUAUGAAUCUUUAUCAAAGCGUACUGGCUUAUAG
Molecule: messenger RNA, 555 nt
Organism: Saccharomycopsis crataegensis
Lineage: Eukaryota; Fungi; Ascomycota; Saccharomycetes; Ascoideales; Saccharomycopsidaceae
Gene: IMG1
Product: mitochondrial 54S ribosomal protein bL19m IMG1
Exons: 1
Coding region: 1-555 (184 amino acids)
Biological process (GO): translation
Cellular component (GO): mitochondrial large ribosomal subunit; ribosome
Molecular function (GO): structural constituent of ribosome
Source: RefSeq, a predicted model, not a curated record